This is a messenger RNA of Loxodonta africana (African savanna elephant), 1593 nucleotides long. It is a transcript of the gene FHL3, whose product is annotated as four and a half LIM domains 3. The record is from RefSeq and is a predicted model, not a curated record. Gene Ontology annotation, biological process: actin cytoskeleton organization. Gene Ontology annotation, molecular function: transcription coregulator activity; actin binding. NCBI's taxonomy places the organism in Eukaryota, Metazoa, Chordata, Mammalia, Proboscidea, Elephantidae. The transcript is spliced from 6 exons. The coding region runs from base 121 to 963 and encodes 280 amino acids. Gene Ontology annotation, cellular component: stress fiber; nucleus; Z disc.
UCGGCCGGGCCCGCAGGUAGGAGCCGCCGAGAGACGCGACCCCCGGUGCCUGUCCCCACCCUCACGGGCGCUGCGCCCCGCUGCUGCCGCCUGCUUCGAGGGCGCACCCACAGUGCCACCAUGAGCGAGGCCUUUGACUGUGCAAAAUGUGGUGAAUCCCUGUAUGGCCGCAAGUACAUUCAGACAGACGGCGGACCCCACUGCGUGCCCUGCUAUGACAACACCUUUGCCAACACCUGUGCUGAGUGCCAGCAGCUUAUUGGGCAUGACUCGAGGGAGCUGUUCUAUGAAGACCGCCACUUCCACGAGGGCUGCUUCCGCUGCUGCCGCUGCCAGCGCUCCCUGGCCGAUGAGCCCUUCACCUGCCAGGACAGCGAGCUGCUCUGCAAUGACUGCUACUGCAGUGCCUUCUCCUCACAGUGCUCUGCCUGUGGGGAGACCGUCAUGCCUGGGUCCCGGAAGCUGGAGUAUGGAGGCCAGACGUGGCAUGAGCACUGUUUCCUGUGCAGUGGCUGUGAGCAGCCGCUGGGCUCCCAUUCUUUUGUGCCUGACAAGGGUGGUCACUACUGUGUACCCUGCUACGAGAACAAGUUUGCACCUCGCUGUGCCCGCUGCAGCAAGACGCUGACACAGGGAGGCGUGACAUACCGUGACCAGCCCUGGCAUCGAGAAUGCCUGCUCUGCACCGGGUGCCAGACACCCCUGGCAGGACAGCAGUUCACCUCCCGGGAUGAUGAUCCCUACUGCGUGGACUGUUAUGGGGAACUCUUUGCACCUAAGUGCAGCAGCUGCAAGCGCCCCAUCACAGGACUUGGUGGGGGCAAGUAUGUGUCCUUUGAAGACCGUCACUGGCACCACAGCUGCUUCUCCUGCGCCCGCUGCUCCACCUCCCUGGUGGGCCAAGGCUUCGUGCCCGACGGAGACCAAGUGCUGUGCCAGGGCUGCAGCCAGGCAGGGCCCUGAGGCAGGGCUCCUGGGCCCAGGCCCUCCCAAACCAGGGCUCUAGGACUAUGACUCCCUUUCCAAACCACCUCUCGGACCCCAGCCCCUCCCCAAAAUGGAACUGCCCCUUGGCUCCAGGAUUCAGCCUCCUUAUCCCAACAUCUCCAAACUGGUACUCCAUGACCCAGGGUCCCCAGACCCAGCCUCUUAUAGAGCCUCCAGGAUUCAAGCUCCCACCCCAACUCCAGAACUCAGCCCUCUCCCCCAUGGUCUCAGACAAAGGCCCCUUCACAAAUCAGAGCUCUAGACCCCAGCCCUCCAAACAUGGGCCCUGGAACCCAGAUCCCCUUAAAUCUAGACUUCUCUCCAAAGACGUUUGGUCUUCUGUGGGUGCCUGAGAAGUCCUAAAAAGUGGGCUAUACUCAGGUCUGAUUCCUCUUCUGGCCCCAUUCCAAUCCCAUCACUAGGGCUGGGGCUGUCUAAGCAGCAGGGCAGGGGUUGCUGGUUGGGGGUGGGGGUCCUAGCGUGCAGGAGCUCUGUGUCCACCGAGUGUCUUCUCAUUUCAUUUCAGCUCCAUUUUACCGAGAGAUGGGCAGAGGGGUGGCCAUGGGGCUCCCCCCUCCAGAUUCUGUAAUAAAGCAGUGUGAGAAA